AUGCGCAAUUCGUUGCGGUUGCGGCUCUCGAGCACAUCAUCAUCUCUGUUACGAUCGACUUUUUGGUUGCGGCAAUGUGGCAGCGGAGGCUGUGGCUUCAGUGGUGGGCCCGGUGGUUACCCCACUGACGCGGAUGCCCUUGCAAAGAUCCUUACGCAGGCGAAGAAAGGUUCAUUUAAUGGAUCUUCGUCGUCUCCCUCAGAUUUCUUCGAUGGCCGCUUCGUAGGGGGGAGCCCCACCAUGGACCCUGCCAUGCUUCAGGACAUGCACCAGAAGUUAAACCAAUCUCUCACACCGGAGGUGCGUGAGUCCAUGAAAGCGAUGAUGGAAAGCAUUCAGCGUGGGGAUGGGAUGCCGCAAAUGGGAAUGAUGGCAUUUGGUGUCGGAGAGAAUGAAAAGGGAAAGAAGGUUGCCAGGGGCGCCAAGUUAAUGUUUGAUCCGAGCACAGGGAAGCUUUCAAAGGACUUUGUUGAGAAGCAAUUGGAGGAUGAUGAUCCCGUGUUGCCUAAGGAAACUGUUGGUGACUACAACACUGAGGGUGCGAUAGAGGUGGAGUUCGAGGAGGAUGCGAGAAAAGAAGCAUCAGUGAGGGAAAACAUACCGGAGGCGGAGGUGAUUGUGGAGGAGGUUCCGCGGGAAAAGUGA
Messenger RNA from Trypanosoma brucei brucei TREU927, 645 nucleotides. RefSeq lists its product as hypothetical. The coding region runs from base 1 to 645 and encodes 214 amino acids. Lineage: Eukaryota; Euglenozoa; Kinetoplastea; Trypanosomatida; Trypanosomatidae. The record is from RefSeq and is a predicted model, not a curated record. The transcript has a single exon.